GUGAUGGCCUCUCCUUCUUUUAAGCCUCGCAACUACAAAGUCAAUGUCUUUUCGAGCUUCCACAGGCCUGACGUCCGUAAAACACUUCUUAGUCACAUGCGUGAACAGUUCAAACGCACGGGGAUCACUAUGUUUGAUGAUCAAGAGAUUGAGAGAAGCGCAAUAAUCGCUCCUUCACUCAUAGAAGCUAUAAGAGAAUCAAGGAUCUCGAUCGUAAUUCUCUCCAAGAAAUAUGCUUCGUCAAGCUGGUGUUUGGAUGAAUUGGUGGAGAUAUUAGAGUGCAAAAAAGCUGGACAGACAGUGAUGACCAUCUUCUACGGAGUGCAUCCAUCCGAUAUACGGAAACAGACUGGAGAAUUCGGGAACACAUUCAAUGAAACGUGUGCACAUAAGACGGACCAGGAAAGGCAGAAAUGGAGCAAAGCUUUAAACGAUGUGGGAAACAUUGCUGGAGAAGACUUUUUAAAAUGGGAUAAUGAAGCAAUAAUGAUCAAGAAGAUUGCCAGAGAUGUUUCAGAUAAAUUGAAUGCUACACCAUCUAGGGAUUUUGAUGGCAUGGUUGGACUAAAAGCACAUCUGAGAGACAUGCAAUCUUUGUUGCAUUUAGAUUAUAAGGAUGGAGCUAUGAUUGUUGGAAUCUGUGGCCCUGCAGGCAUUGGUAAGACUACCAGUGCCAGGGCUUUGUAUAGCAGACUCUCUUGCAGUUUUCAGCUUACUUGUUUUAUGGAUAAUCUUAGGGGAAGCUAUCAUAGUGGUCUUGACGAGUACGGAUUGAAGCUCUGUCUACAAGAGCAACUUCUUUCAAAGAUUUUGAACCAAAAUGAUAUUAGGAUAAGCCGUCUAGGUGUGAAAAAAGAAAGGCUACGCGACCACAAAGUGCUCAUAAUUCUUGAUGAUGUGAACAAUAUAAAGCAAUUGGAGGCAUUGGCAAAUGAAACUACAUGGUUUGGUCCUGGAAGUAAGAUUAUAGUUACAACAGAAAACAAAGACCUUUUGCAGCAACAUGGAAAAAGCUAUCCACAUGAUCAUAGUUUUGAGGUGCUUGCUAAAAGGAUAAUAGAGCUUUGUGGUAACCUUCCAUUGGGUCUACGUGUGGUGGGUUCAUCUUUACGUGGGAAGAAGGAGUACGAAUGGGAAGACGUAAUAAACAGGCUAGAAACUAUCAUUGAUAGAGAUCUUGAGGACGUACUAAGAGUCGGUUAUGAGAGUUUAGAUGAGAAUGAACAAUCUCUGUUUCUCCACAUUGCAGUCUUCUUCAAAUAUCAAGAUGGAGAUCUUGUGAAAACCAUGUUCUCUGACAGUUACUUAGAUGCCAAACGUGGUCUGAAGAUCCUAGUCAAUAGAUCUCUUAUAAAGAUAUCUAAAUAUGGGGAGAGAAUACAGAUGCAUAGAUUACUACGACAAGUGGGUCAAAAAGCCAUUCAUAAACAAGAGCCUUGGAAACGCCAAAUUUUAAUGGAUGGUGAUGAGAUCUGUGAUGUUCUGGAACUUGCCAAAGGUACAAGAGUUGUGUCUGGCAUCUCAUUUGAUACAUCAGGAACCAACGAAGUGAUUGUUAGCGAAAGAGCCUUUAAAAGAAUGCCUAAUCUUCGAUUCCUCAAAGUUUACAAAAGCAGAUAUGAUGAAAAUGAUGUGAUGCAUAAACCUGGGGAGAUGGAGUUUCCGCGUCGUCUAAGGUUACUACAUUGGGAGGAAUACCCGAGCAAGAGUCCUCCUCUUACAUUUCAUCCGGAAUAUCUUGUGGAAAUGAAUAUGAAGCAUAGCAAGCUAGAGUACCUCUGGCAAGGAACUCAGCUUUGCUCAUCCAUCUAA
Eutrema salsugineum is the source of this 1812-nucleotide messenger RNA. RefSeq names its product disease resistance protein RML1B. Gene Ontology annotation, molecular function: ATP hydrolysis activity; ADP binding. Lineage: Eukaryota; Viridiplantae; Streptophyta; Magnoliopsida; Brassicales; Brassicaceae. Gene Ontology annotation, biological process: signal transduction; defense response. The transcript has 5 exons. The record is from RefSeq and is a predicted model, not a curated record. Bases 4 to 1812 code for a protein of 602 amino acids.